GGAAAAGUUAUUCUGCUUGUGUUUAUCAUGCAAUGACUGAGAAUCAUCAACUGUAAUGUAAUCGCUACAUACAAUUUGCAUGGCUUGAGUUCUGCAACUAGUAUUAGCAGUACAGAGGAUCCAAGUGGUCAACCAACUUUAGAAUUUCCAGCCGCUACUGCAGAGAAGCCAACAUUUGAAACAGAAGGUUUAAAAUUUGUUGAAGGACAGUACCUUACCUUUUCUGGAUACUUCGAUAACCAAGGAGCAGACUACUUUACCGUGAACAUCUGGAUAAAGAGAAAUAAUUAAGAAGCUUUAUGACUUUAUGCGUGUGGGAAAUAAUUUUACAACGGCCGGGUAUGCACAAGGAGUCGGUGAAAUAUCAGGAGUGACUGACAACGAUGGGAGCCACGCCAACGUAAUGGUUAAUGGAGCUACAGUCAGCGGAAUCAGUGAGAAUUUCUUAGAGGACACAUGGAGCCUAAUAGGAUUCGGAUGGGGAAAAGACCAGGGCUACUUAAAAGUAUCCUGCUCGACUGGUGGGGCAUGAGCUGGCCAUAAUAAUAACAUGACUCACACAGUGUCGUCUUGGAACACUCCUGGUACCUACUUCAUCGGAGACUACUUGGGCAACUGUCAGAGUGGCUGUGAGUACAUUGUCCAUAGUAUCAGAGUGUUCUCGUCUGAACUGCCUGGAGUUGCUGAAGACUUGUACGGAGCUGUCUACAAUGAGUGGUAUUCUCAGUGAGGCAGUGGCACAAGAGAAGGAGGUGAGAGCUGUGACGAUGGCAACUAUAACAAUGGGGAUGGCUGCAGUUCUCUAUGAGCGAUUGAAACUAGGUGGACGUGAUCUGGAGGAGAUACCUCCAAUCCAGACACUUGCUCUGAUGACUGUGGAGAUGGAUUUGUUGUAGCUCCAAUAUCAACAUAUUGAGAUGAUGGCAACACAGAUUCGAACGACGGGUGAAGCUCAACAUGCCAGCCAGAAUCUGGGUGGACUUGCACACUAGGAGACUCUUCAACAGCAAGUUUUUGCACCGACAUUUGCGGAGAUGGGAAAGUUAUGAACCCAACUGUUGGAUAUUGAGAUGAUGGUAAUACAGAUGAUGGAGAUGGCUGAUCAGCUACCUGAGCUGUUGAGCUAGGGUAUGUGUGUAGUGGAGGUAACACAACUUCUAGCUCAGUUUGUACAGCUAGCUCUACUAGUGCAGCUUGUUCUGUUGAGAACUGCUCUAAAUGAGUUUCAAAUCAACUUACUAAAUGAGAAACCUGUAAUGAGGGUUUUGAGGUUAAAGAAGAUAAAUGUAGUGAAGUAAAGAAAGAAGAUGAAACUAUUUCUGCUGCUUCAGCUAUUUCUACAUCUCAAGCAACUAUAGCAGGGAUAAUGGCAGCUGUCACGAUCAGCUCGCUUGUCAACAUGUCUCCUCUCACAGUUAUGUGGGCAAUGGCCAAUCAAGUUCAGCUUUUGUUGCUACUCUUACUUACCAAAAGCAAUAUGCCUGACAAAAUAGUGGAGUUUCUCACUUCAAAUGAGUUUAUGUCUUUCUCAUUCGGAUUUUUAAACUUCUUCACAGGAAUUCCUGGACUCAGCACUAUAAAAGAACGUUUCUACAAAGAUCAAGACUUUCCUCGUUUGUCAACUCUUGGACUUGAGUCAGGAAGCACAUUCUACAAUGUAUUCAACACUAUGUUUAUGCUGAUGUUACUGAUUCCUGCCCACAUAGGAACUUUGCUGCUGCCCAAGUGCAAACAAGCUGCAUAUUCAGAGUCCAAAGUUAAAGUCAAGUGUGGAAAGGCUUACACUUCUCUGAAAGAUUUUCUGUAUGAACUGUUCCACUUCACAAUUUAUCUGAGAAUAUUGCUGGAAGCAUACCAGUUCAUGAUGCUGUCUUCGGUCUCUGAGAUUUACAGGAUGCAAUACAAUGAACUUGCUUCAUUCUCGGCUUGAUGCAUUGUGCUUGUGAUUUGAUUUCUGAUUCUCUGCUUGACUUACUACAUGUAUUGGAGCACCAAGAAGUUCUAUGACGAUGAGCAACACUAUCACUGCAAAGAGUUAGUCAGAGGCCUCAAGAACACAAAGAAUGCAAGAAAAUACUCGUUUUAUUUGUUGCUGAGACGCUUUGUUCUGAUAUCUUGGCUCAUCGGGAUGAAAUCAUUCAGCAAAUAUUACCUGAUUCUGUUCCUUUGUUCCUUCCAACUGUUCUACCUUGCAAGAAUGGUCUACUUCAGGCCUUACAAAGAGGCAGUUGACAACUGAGUAGAAAUUACAAAUGAAGUAUUCUUCACAGUUCUGUGUUGAGCUCUUGUGCAUCUGAAUACGACAGAUGCAUGGAAGGGAGCAAGCACUGACAUAUACAUGUGGGUCUUACUAUCAAAUACUUUUGCUGUAGGAAUAAUAAUGCUUAUUGAUUUGUUCAAAGGAGUUGUUAUCAAGUUAAGAAAGAAGUGCACUAAAAAAGAUGUAAUUAAGCCUAAGCCUAAACCAAAAGUGCAAGAGAAGCGCAAUAAUUCUCCUGUAAUUGGUGAACCAAGAAAACACACAAAGCAGAGUAAUGCAAAGUCCGACACCAUGUCACUCUCCAGAUUCUCUGCUAACCAAAUGCUAUCAACACCCUCCAAAGACAUGAACCAAAUCAAAGCGCCUCACCACGAAAUCACGAUUAAAAAACUGGACAUAAUAAAAGAAAUCCCUACAAAAAGGGCCAACCUGAUAUAA
This is a messenger RNA of Moneuplotes crassus, 2698 nucleotides long. The record is from the annotation of a GenBank genome assembly. NCBI's taxonomy places the organism in Eukaryota, Ciliophora, Spirotrichea, Euplotida, Euplotidae.